UCGUUAACGAUGAAUAAUAAUAUCACUCUCAUCUCAUAAUCAACGGUUCAGAUUCAUUCCUCAGUUUUAGGUUCUUGUUUUAUCUUCUUAACCUUCACUCUUUUUCUUCUCCAAUUAACCCGCUAUCACUCUCUCUUUCUCUUUUCUAUUUCUCUCUCACACACACAAACACAAAACCUUCUUCAUCAAUCUUCUUCUUCUUCUCCUUCAAUCUAGCUUAAUCUCAGAAGAAGAUGAUGUUAGGGAAAAGACCACGUCCUCCGAUGAAAAGAACCACGAGCAUGUCGGAAAUAACCUUCGAUCUGAACACAAUAACACCAGAAGACGAUCCCAACAACAACCACCUCUUCAGCCCUAACGGAGUAGGACCUGGUGUUGGUCCCUUCGGUCCAUAUCCAUAUCCACAUCCACAUCCAGCAACUUCUCCUCGAACCAACGGUUCAGAUCAGAGCAUGCUUUUACCCACAGUCUCACCCAGAAACCAUAGAAGAAACUCAUCUGAUAUGACUCAAACCCCAGAUUUCUUACGCUCUUGCUUUCUCUGUAAACACCGGUUGGUACCCGGCCGUGACAUCUACAUGUACAAAGGAGACAGUGCUUUCUGCAGUUUAGAGUGUCGUCAGCAGCAGAUGAAUCAAGAUGAGAAGAAAGAUAAGUGUUGUGUCGCAUCAAAGAAACAAGUUGUUGUUGCGGCGGCUUCCAAAGUUACCGCAAAAAGUGAAAAAAUCGCGGUUGCCACAAGUUUGUAGCAUAUCAUCCAAACAAGGAUUAAUUGAUGGCAUGCGAUUUUAAUUACUCCUAUAUCUUCUCGCUUUCAUAUCAGUAAAUUAUUAUUUAAAUAUGUUAAAUAUUUAUAUAUCUAUAUACCUAGCUCCUUUAUUUUCGCUAUGAAUUUUGUUUCUUUUUGUUCAGGCUUUGUAAUUUUGGUCUUGGCUAGAGUGGUUAUUCAGUUCUUUGUUUGUUCAUAGACCAGUAAUUCUGAAGCACUAGUGUUUUUGGAUUGGAUUUUGAAUCAUAACAUAUAAAAAAUUGAAAUUAUAAUUGUACUGUAACUCAUAAAAGAAAAUUUUGUAUAUUUUGUGUGGAAAUUAAGUAAAGAUGGUGAUGGGUUUGGGAAGUC
This is a messenger RNA of Lathyrus oleraceus (garden pea), 1120 nucleotides long. Its product is annotated as FCS-Like Zinc finger 5. NCBI's taxonomy places the organism in Eukaryota, Viridiplantae, Streptophyta, Magnoliopsida, Fabales, Fabaceae. The record is from RefSeq and is a predicted model, not a curated record. The transcript has 2 exons. The coding region runs from base 234 to 749 and encodes 171 amino acids.